Messenger RNA from Oppiella nova, 432 nucleotides. The record is from the annotation of a GenBank genome assembly. Lineage: Eukaryota; Metazoa; Arthropoda; Arachnida; Sarcoptiformes; Oppiidae.
AAUAUACUGUAUAAACAUCUAAAACAUUUUUAUUCAUUAAAUAAAAUUAACUGUUAUAUUUUAUAAAUUAAAAAUGUUGUGCAUGUACGUUAUUUUAUCAGUUACAUUUUAUACCUACACUUUGGCACAGACUACCGGGUCCACCGCAAAUGGCACGUUACCCCAAUGCCCGAAUGUAACUGGAAUGCCCUCUGCAAAUUUUACCUCGGGCAAUGGUACGAAUUGGCAAUCGCCCCUAAUAAUACAAACACCGCAGUCAAAUGUCCGUAUAUGACCCUGACAUCAUCGGGAUAUAACAAUACAAUUAAUGUCCAGUUCAGAUCCGUGACUUUAGGCACCAAUAUUAACUUGGGAAUAAAUGCCGGCAACAUCACCUAUACCCAGUCACCGGCGAAGUUUAACUUGGUAUAUUUUGUGCCUGGUAAUAAUGUU